AUGUCUGCAAGAAGAAUAGACAAUGGCUUAAUCACGGCCAUCGCCAUUGAUAAAGACAAGAACAGCCAACACGCCUUGAAAUGGGCUAUUGAGAACAUUCUUGUCGAUUCUCCGCAUCGGCAUUGUGUCCUUCUCCACGUUCAACCUAAAGAAGGAAACAUAAGACUAUGUUUACAACAUGACAAUCAAGACGAGGAACAUCAGUUGUUUCUUCCUUUCAGAGGAUUCUGCGCUCGAAAAGGAAUUAUGGCCAAGGAGGUUGUGCUUCGAGAUAGUGACAUCUCCAAUGCUAUUGUCAACUACAUCACCAACUAUUCCAUUUCAAACAUUGUUGUUGGCUCAUCUGCACACAAAUCCUUUUUCAAAAAGUUUAAGAGUCCAGACGUGCCCACCACGUUACUUAAAACAGCUCCAGAGACUUGUGCAGUCUUUGUUGUGUCUAAAGCUAAGCUGAAAAAAAGCAAAUCCGCAAGCCAGGCUCAGAAACAUCGUCAUAGGCAACAAGAUCUCUCUUCUUUGUUGUAUAAUUAUGAUUCAACGAGCUCCUGUGAUUCAGAGAGACAAUCAUCUCUAUCUGCUCAAUACAACAACUCCAAUUCAUAUUCCUCUCAAUCCUUUUCACCACGCAUCUCGCCACCACAAUAUCUGAGUGAGUUUUCUCAGUCAGACACUAAGAAUAGCAGUUAUGGUGUGGUCUCAACUAUGACUUCUUACACCAUCUCUCAAAGUUCCACUACCAAAGGAAGCUCCAUCUCUUCUACAUCCAUGAAUCAACAUCUUGAAGCAGAGGAAGCAUUAGAGAUGCUUAGAGCACUGUCUGAGGAGCAGCAGGAAAGACAUUCAGACAUCCAAGCAGCUGAAAUGGCAAAGCAGUUAGUGAAAAUGGAGAGCCAAAAGAGAAGAUUACUUGAGCUGCAAGCCAAGUUGGGGAAGCAAAAGAUGACCGAUAACGUCUCUUACAGACGUUACAGUACCGAAGAUGUUGAAGAGGCAACAAAUGGUUUCUCAGAUGCUCUAAAGAUUGGAGAAGGAGGGUACGGACCUGUCUACAAGGCUGUCCUAGACUACACUUUUGUCGCCAUAAAACUCAUGAAGUCAGGUAUCACACAAGGCCUGAAACAGUUCCAACAAGAGGUUGAGGUUCUGAGUAGCAUGAGACACCCUAACAUGGUGAUCCUCCUCGGUGCAUGUCCUGACUAUGGUUGUCUUGUUUAUGAGUACAUGGAAAGUGGAACACUUGAGGAUCGUCUCUUCUGCAAAGACAAUACACCUCCACUUCCUUGGAGAGCAAGGUUCAGAAUAGCUGCUGAGAUUGGUACAGGACUUCUUUUCCUUCACAGUGCAAAACCUGAACCAUUAGUUCAUCGUGAUCUGAAGCCAGCAAACAUUCUGCUUGACAGACACUUCACUAGCAAGAUAAGUGAUGUUGGUCUAGCUCGCCUAGUACCUCCCUGUGGGGGUAAUAGCAUCAGUAACUAUCAUAUAACCGCUGCAGCCGGUACAUUUUGUUACAUAGACCCUGAGUAUCAGCAAACAGGAAUGCUUGGAGUUAAAUCUGAUUUGUACUCUUUUGGUGUGGUGCUUCUUCAAAUCAUAACAGCCAUGCCAGCAAUGGGGUUAGGUCAUAGAGUAGAGACGGCGAUUGAGAAUAACAAGUUAAGUGAAGUUUUGGAUCCAAAAGUAUCGGAUUGGCCUGAAGAAGAGACUCUGGAGCUGGCUAAAUUGGCUUUGCGGUGCUGUGAGAUGAGGAAAAAGGAUAGACCUGAUCUUGCUUCAGUACUGUUACCGGCUCUGAAGAGGCUAAGAGAGUUUGCAAGAGAGGAGAACGAACAUAUUCAGGACAUACCAUCUCAGAUAUCAGAGUCUAGCAAAUCAGAAACGCUUGCGGCGGUUCCUAACUCUCAGGUUAGUUUCUUAGGAAAAUGGAUAUAG
Messenger RNA from Brassica oleracea var. oleracea, 1932 nucleotides. RefSeq names its product U-box domain-containing protein 51-like. The coding region runs from base 1 to 1932 and encodes 643 amino acids. Gene Ontology annotation, biological process: protein phosphorylation. Gene Ontology annotation, molecular function: protein kinase activity; ATP binding. The transcript has 7 exons. Lineage: Eukaryota; Viridiplantae; Streptophyta; Magnoliopsida; Brassicales; Brassicaceae. The record is from RefSeq and is a predicted model, not a curated record.